AACCAAGCAAGAUCCGGUUCAGAUCCGGUUAAUUGUCAUCCUUAUGAAGAAAUCAAUGGAAGCACACACAGAGAGGGAUGGAAGGGAGGAAGGGGCGAGUGUGCGUGACGGGUGGAACCGGCUAUUUGGCGUCGUGGCUUAUAAAGAGGCUUCUUCAACACGGCUAUUCCGUCAACGCUACCGUCAGGCCCCAACGUUCUGGCAAGAAGAAAGACCUCAGCUUCCUGCAAAACCUAGGUGGUGCAAGCGACCGGCUCCGCAUCUUCGACGCCGAUUUCGAAAAUCCAGAUAGUUUUGGAGCUGCGAUUGAAGGAUGCGUAGGAGUUUUCCACGUUGCUCACCCCACAGAUUUCCCGGAGACAGAGACUGUGGAAUCAAUCAGCCAAAAAUGCGUGGAUGCAACUUUAGGGAUUCUGAGAGCUUGCGUCGACUCAAACACGGUGAAGCGCGUGGUGUACACGUCCAGUCUGUCGACGGUCGCGGUGAGGGAGAAGCUCCCCGACGUGGUGGACGAGGAUGUGUGGAGCGAUGUCGAUUUUGCUAGAAAUUUGAGCAAAACUGGAGCUUCUUACUUCGUUUCAAAGACAGCCACUGAGAGGGCUGCUCUUGAGUUCGCGGAGAAGCAUUGUCUGGAGGUAGUGAGUGUGAUCCCUAGUUGGAUCCAUGGCCCCUUCAUCUGCCCCAGCUUGCCCAGAUCAGUCUGCUCUUCUCUGGCUCUGUUUCUCGGCAACGAGAGGCGUAUCAAGCAUAGCACGGUGACUCCGAUGGUGCACACAGACGACGUAGCUAUGGCGCACAUACACCUCUUUGAGCAUCCUCAAGCUAGAGGGCGGUACCUUUGCUCGUCUGUUGAAGUUAAAUAUGAGUAUCUGCGCGAGUUUCUUCGCAGGAGGUAUCCCCACUUUCUUUGCAGUGAUGAGUUUCUUUGCAGAUCUUCACGUGUUCCUGCAAUUCCAUUCACGACCAUUUCAUCCAAGAAGUUGUUGGGAACUGGCUUCACCUAUAAAUAUGGGCUCGAGGAGAUGUAUGAUGAGGCCAUUCAAUGUUGCAAUUUCAUUGAAUGUUGCAAGCAGAAGGGGUUUCUGUGUUUGUACACUGCAUUUCAGCAUCCGAUGCUACUUUGAUGAAUGGGCUACUCAUUUCUUUGCAGAUCUUUGUGUGUCGUAAUUUUUCUUUCUUGGAAGCAACUUCGUAGUUUUGUGAUCAUCUUCUUGACAUAUCAGUUUGUCUGUA
Salvia miltiorrhiza (redroot sage) is the source of this 1233-nucleotide messenger RNA. RefSeq names its product vestitone reductase-like. Gene Ontology annotation, molecular function: oxidoreductase activity, acting on the CH-OH group of donors, NAD or NADP as acceptor. NCBI's taxonomy places the organism in Eukaryota, Viridiplantae, Streptophyta, Magnoliopsida, Lamiales, Lamiaceae. The transcript is spliced from 2 exons. Bases 78 to 1124 code for a protein of 348 amino acids. The record is from RefSeq and is a predicted model, not a curated record.